GUGUCGCCACCAGAGGGGGCUGCUGUUAUUUCAGCCCAACGCACAGGCGGAACCAUAGGCGGAACACGACGUGGCAAGCCGUUCACUUCCUGUAUUUUUGUGCCGUGUUGACAUCAUAGACAGUAUAUGGUUGACAUCCGUCUGCAGUUGUAUCUUACGUCUGUCAAAACCUGGUCAAAACCCGACUUCCUCGGACUUUGAGGUAGCUUUUAAUUCGCCACUCAGGCCGCUGUUAGUGUGAGGUAAGCAGGUAAGCAGGCUGUUAUCUUACAUGAGGAGCGGGCUGUAAGAGCUCAGCAGCCGGACAAGAGAGAUUAUGGUUGGGCUGCUGAUGGUGUUUCUCGGGGGGCUGUUGGAGGUCUGCAGCGGCGUCUCAACAAACAGAGGGGGGUAUCCCUCCUUUACAGACGAAAUCCCUUUCAAAAUCACCUGGCCUGGCGCUGAAUUCACAAUGCCAGCUUCAGGGGUACUUUACAAGGAAGAUGACUUUGUCAUCAUGACAACAACAGAGAAGGAGAAGUAUAAAUGUCUCCUGCCUUCCCUGGUAUCUGGAGAUGAGGAUGAUGACAAGGAGUACAGUGGGCCUAGUCCGGCUGAACUGCUGGAGCCACUAUUCAAACGCAGCAGCUGCUCCUACAGGAUUGAGUCAUACUGGACAUAUGAAGUAUGCCAUGGGAAGCAUAUAAGACAGUUUCACGAGGAGAAGGAGACUGGCCAGAAGAUUAGUGUUCAAGAAUACUUCCUGGGGAAUAUGGCACAGAAGAGCCAGCCAACAGAUACAGAUAAAGUUGAAGAGGCAGAAAAUGUCAAAUCAGCAACUGAAACUGAUGUGCCCUCUAAGAAUAUAGAAGGCCAGCUGACUCCCUACUUCUCACUGGAGAUGGGAAAUGGGACUCCUUGUGUGCUGAAACAGAACGAGGCUCGCUCCACGUCUUUGCUGUACGUCUGUCAUCCAGAGGCCAAGCAUGAGAUCUUGUCUGUCGCUGAGGUCACUACCUGUGAAUAUGAGGUGGUGGUGUUGACACCGCUGCUUUGCGCACACCCAAAAUACAGGUUCAAGUCCUCCCCGGUGAACGCCAUCUUCUGCCAGGCUCUGGCAGGCUCCCCUUUGCGGCCUCUGCGGCUCGCCCAGUUGGACAAGGAGCAAGAGGAGCAGCUCAAACCACCUUUCAGCGCCCCCUCCGAGACCAGAGAGGAGGAGACGUCACCAAUGAGAGAGGAGGCCUUCACCUCCACCCAAAAACCCAUUGUUGUUGGAGGGCAGUCUCCCAUCUCUCGCUUGACGGAUGACCAGCUAAUCAAGGAGUUCCUCAGCGGCUCGUACUGUCUGCAUGGGGGGGUCGGGUGGUGGAAAUAUGAGUUCUGUUACGGAAAGCAUGUCCAUCAGUACCAUGAGGAUAAAGAGCAAGGAAAGAACACGGUGGUGGUCGGGAACUGGAACGCCAUGGAACAUACUGAGUGGGCCAAGAAGAACGUCGCCCGUUCCUACCAGCUCAAAGAGGAUGGAGUGCAGAAAGUCAAGUUGGUUUCCCAUUUUUAUGGCCACGGGGAUAUGUGUGAUCUGACAGGGAAGCCCAGACAGGUCAUUGUCAAGCUCAAAUGUAAAGAGUCAGAGUCUCCCCAUGCUGUCACUGUCUAUAUGCUGGAGCCUCAGACUUGUCAGUACAUCCUUGGGGUUGAGUCUCCGGUUAUAUGCAGGAUUCUUGACACUGCUGAUGAACAUGGACUUCUGUCAAUCUCCAGCUAAACUAAUAAAGAUCAUAUGACAGCA
Perca flavescens (yellow perch) is the source of this 1771-nucleotide messenger RNA. RefSeq names its product endoplasmic reticulum lectin 1 (gene erlec1). NCBI's taxonomy places the organism in Eukaryota, Metazoa, Chordata, Actinopteri, Perciformes, Percidae. Gene Ontology annotation, biological process: ERAD pathway; endoplasmic reticulum unfolded protein response; retrograde protein transport, ER to cytosol. The transcript has 14 exons. Bases 317 to 1747 code for a protein of 476 amino acids. Gene Ontology annotation, cellular component: endoplasmic reticulum lumen. The record is from RefSeq and is a predicted model, not a curated record.